Suillus clintonianus is the source of this 2442-nucleotide messenger RNA. RefSeq lists its product as uncharacterized. NCBI's taxonomy places the organism in Eukaryota, Fungi, Basidiomycota, Agaricomycetes, Boletales, Suillaceae. The record is from RefSeq and is a predicted model, not a curated record. The transcript is spliced from 6 exons. The annotation marks the transcript as partial.
ACAGUGUAAAAAGCUUAAUUUCUGAACACCCUGGCUCGUCAUAGUCAAAAUAUAUAAGUAGAUUUGGUUGCCGAUUCGGACAAUCACCGAGAAUCCGAAGAAUUGUGAAGUUCGAGUCGCAGAAAUAUUGUAAAAGUAUUGUCCUCCCCAUCACAAAGCUAAAUGCAACAACAUCUCAAGGAUCAACUAGCUGAACUACGACUCUGUCUUGCAGCAUUGCCAGCAGACAUACCUAUUCCCAAGGAGUCGAAGUAUAAAUUCUCGAACUUCAGCCCAGAUGCUGAAUGGGCUGCGGACAUUGGCGAGGCUGCUGCCGUCAAUCGAGAGCUAGAAGUCAGGUUGGGCAGUCGAGUUGAUGGCCUGAAACUUGUUGAACGAGGCCCAGAGAUGGAGGCCAUAGUCCACGUUUUUGAAACAUGGACAAAGAGAUUUCCGGGUGAUGUUAUCCUGGAGAAAUGGGUUGACGACACUCUCGAAGCUGCGCGAGGCCUCAUUCUUGCCGCGGGAAAAGCUUUGCCAGUCCUUGUCUCGGACUCGAGUUCUACAAAACAAAAGCCAAUCAAAGUCAAUCAUACUCAGAUACCCGGGAAACGAAAGCCCAAGGUUCAGAAGCUCGAUAGCCAUAUAUUGGCAACCUUCGAUGAUGACCGGUAUAUCAGUGCUGGCGAAGACGAGGACAGUCGAAAAGGUGGAGCAAAGAUGCAUCCACUGCUUCGCAAGGUUUCGAAGCCUUGCCAUUUAGCAAGUGAUCCCACCGGGGAAAAACUUGUUCGGUGCAUUGCCAGCCGUGGCUGUAACAUCACCUGGUCAUGGCCAAGAGCUCGGCAACGAAUCAUGAAGCAUGCUGCCAAUGAGUGUCCGAGUAUGGCGAGGGAGUGGCGCAAAGAAGCUAGGGAUUACAUGGCUUCCAAAGCUGUACGAGGGAAGGGAAAAGGUGUGGUCCUAGAAGCAGGGUCAAAGUCGGACUCGGAUUCGAAUGACGUCAUGCUAUUGGAGGUGGAAGACCGGCCGAUGAAGAAACCAAGGAUGGAGCUGCAGGUCGUUUCAAGUUCAAAACAGGUUGCGUCAUUCAACAAGAAGUAUGUUACCGAAGGUCAUAAAGCACUAAAGGAGAAAGGUGACCAAGCACUCAUGCUACUUGUGACGUGUACGGGAAUCCCACCACACAUCAUUGAUUCGGAUGAAUUCAAGGCUUUUUGUAGCAUUCUGAAUGCCAACUACAAGCCUGCCUCUGCAACGACUCUUGCCGAUACACUAAUUCCAAACGAAUCUGCAAGAAUAACAAAAAUGAUUUUCGACUAUCUGAAAACACAACGUGAUCUCACCAUUACGUUUGAUGGUGGAAAAAUCCGGAAGCCCAAAUCAUUCUACACUGUUCAUGUCACCACUGCUGACAGGCGAACCCUUCUGCUUGAGCUCGACGACGCCUCGAUGCUCAGUCAUACAGCCAAAUAUAUUGGAGAGUUGUUGGAGGGUAUUUUGGCUUUCAUGGACAAGUCAGGCUAUGCAAUGGAGCACUUCAACUAUCAUCGUGGUGUUCUUAAAAUUGGCCGGGGCCUAGAGAAAAUCAGCAAAACUCGAUUCGCAAACAUUCAUUGGUCUGCGGCCUCACUGCAACGCUGUUUGCCUGCAAUGCAAGCCAUAGUUAGCAAUCCGAGUCUGGGGAUUGACGUGAAGGGACGAAAUCAUUUAUUCGAGGCGAACACCACAGAUUCGCUAAUGUUUCAAGUUGCCUUAGCCAAGCUUGUAGCAAUUACGGGACCAUACGCGAAGGCAAUUCAGUGUCUGGAAUCUGCGCAUACAACAUGCGCAGACGUCUAUCUGUACUGGCUUGCCAUUGUCGCACAAAUGGAACAACUCCUUCGAGGCAAUACAAUUCGACUGCGUGAAGAGACCAAAUUGGCCAUUCGCGCGAUUACAAAUGCGCGGUUCAAUCAGAUGAUCAACGACGCACCAAAUGAUCCAUAUAUCACGGCAUUUUUCUUGCACCCAGAACACCGAACUGCACAGAUCUACAAGAAUAUCAAUCCUCUUGACCUGCCUCCCAUCCAUUUGACGAAAGCAAAUGGGGCAUACAGUAUUGUGUCCCCCGAAGAUUCAAUCAUGAAGAGAGUUGGCACGAGCCUUCAGCUCAUGCUCAAGCACGAGUAUGGUGAUGUUUAUGAUGGGGUAAGGUCAGAUCAAGCUGCCGCGAAGCUUAUGAAAGAGAGAAAUCCCCGCUUCGCUGGAUUGACUCCACGAGAGGCUCUGCAGGCAUUGAAGGUCGAGCUCAAGGAGUAUCACAAAGGAGUGGAUCCUUUCAACCGUAAGAUUCGCAAGCACGAGAAUGUUCGAGACUGGUGGUUGGCUGUUCAAAAGGACGAAAACGCGCGAGUCCUUGGGGCCCUUGCAAUCAAGUUAUACUCCGUCGUACCAGUGUCGAUGGCUGACGAGAGGACAGUU